AACUGCUGUGGUGAAAUAAUUGGAUUUAGGAGUAGAUACGGUACAUAAUUUAAUUCAUUUUUUUUAUGUAGGUACAUUCAGAUUAUGUUGCUUGUAUUGAUUUCGUCUGUCAACAACUUCAGAGUGGUGGUGCGGUAGUAAUAGGUUCUGCGCGUAGUGUUAUUGUUUUGUUGAAAUAAUUGUGAAAUCUAACUAAACGGUGGUAUAUUAAACAUAAACUAUAACGUUUUUAUCAUUCAUAUUAAAUAUUAAUCGCUUUUUGUGUGGAAUAUGUCACUCUUCAACGAGGUGUUGUUUAAUAAGGGCCACUGCCUCCAUCGAAGUGGCUGUCAUUACGUGUCGCUGUUGUAAAUUAGACAGCGCUCGUUUAAGUAUAAGAAACACCGAGGAAAAGGCGCCACGUGUGGGCCUGCGUUCAACCGGGGGCGGGCGCUUAGCGCCGCCCCACACCUUCGUAUACACGCGGAUGAUAUUUUGACGAAGGAUGUCAGUCAUCAUGAUGUAGAGUUGGAUCCAAAUAUCAACCCUCCUGACCCAUAUUGGAUCAACGAAUACAUAGAUGUCUUUGACGCGGAUAAUAAGGAUCCGCUGACCCCGAUUGACGAACAAAACACGAUGAGCACGGUUGAUGAUGACGUAUCGCCUGGCAUAAAUGGAAGACUUCGGCCCCGAAAAUCUAAUGUCUCCAGCCCUAAACUGAAAUCACUCCGCAAAUCUGAAGCUAGAUCUGCCUCAGAAAAAGCUAAAUCUAUCACUACCCCACCUAAAACGUUGCUAAAUAUACCAGAUGAUCUCUCUAAUAAGUCUGAAUGUACUUCUGUUAUCGAUGUUCUAUGUCCUUAUUGUGAUAAAAAGUUUAUAUCUAAACAAGCAGUAUCAAAACAUACUCGCCGUACUCAUUUGACUACGAAGCACUGUACGCCGCUGCACUGCAUAUAUUGUAGUCAUAUUGAAGCCGAAGCUGUUGACAUCAUCCGGCACAUGAUUGACACUCAUUCCGAUGAGUACUUUGCUUGCCUCGAUUGUUAUGCUCGAUUUCCGACCACGACGGAAUUAACCGAACAUCAACUGAAUGAUUGCGAAAAAUUAAAGCUUUCGUAUAAAAACAAACUGCGUCAAAAGUUACCGAGAAAGAACCGAAAAGUUCGUAACGCAGUGGCUCAGAAAAGCUUGAGCGAUGAAAAUAGACGUGGUUUCAAUGGAGUUGUUAUAUCUUGUGAGUUGAAACCAGCGCACGGCCUCGACGAUAAUGAUAUUGAAGAUAAAAUAACUACAAAUCUAAUUUUGCCUUCAAAUAAAAAUCUGGUGAACACUAGAGUUAUCGACAAAAACGCUGUUAUAAUAUUGGAUGACUUACAGUGGAAUAAACGUAUACCGCACAACUUUUCAUUUCACAACACAGACGCUGAUCAAAUACUUUCACGAUUAGGAGUGGUGCAUAGGUCCCCUAGAACCGCAGAGUCGACGCGAAAGGAUUGGUUUAAAGCUAUUGACGAACCCACUCAGAAGUUUGAACGAUGUUUCGAUACUGGAUUUUAUUCUAGAGUUGCAAGCAAUGUUCAAGAGAAUCUAGCCAAAUUUCUUGAUGGCUCUUUCAAUUUCAAUCCGGAUCCAGACAAGACUAUUAAAACGAGAAAAGCAAAAAAUAGUGUCCCUAUCAACACCGUUGAAGGUUUCCCAAUACUGCUAGCUUGUGAACAAUAUUCUCGUAAUAUUUUUGAUGGGUACAUGCCCCGUGCGAUAGCCCCGAAGCAUAAAUGGAAGUGGGAGAGUACAGAAGAGAGGCACCUCCUGAAUCCAGAUCAAAUUAAACGCGAUAAUCAUGUUAACAAUUGUAUUGUCACGUUGGUGUCAAGUUUGGAUAUCUGGACGCAACUAUGCAUGAGACGCAAGUUUGAAGAAAAAUAUAAAUGCACACCUUUAGAGAAAAGUGUUGUCAAACAAAAUCUGAUUGGAUUAGAAUUAAAAGAGAUUCUUGAAAGCAGAGAGUUGCCGUCAUCAUCAUCAUCAUCAUCUAACAUUGUGCGAAAUUGCAAUCCAACAUCUUCAAGCCACGAUUCAUAUGGGUUUCCCGCGUCAUUAGGACUUUCACCUGCUGUUCCUAAAUACGAAGUCAAGCAAUCAGUUUUAAGUGGAGAAUGGGUGAGACCUCGAUGCUUUGUCUGCUGUGCGUGUGGUUUCCAGACAACUGAUUCUAGAGGAUUAACAUCUCACAUGUCAACAAAACAUCCAAAUGCUCAAGUUCAAUACUAUGAGAUAGUUGGAGAGCUUUUAUUAAAUUCUGAUAUACUCAAGCAUUUGUACGUGCCACCAAGUCAGAUCCAUAACAAGACGAGACCUUUACGUGGUUUUCGUGAAUGCACGAAAUGCAAUAAAUCUAUAACUCUUGAAGAUCUUCAUCAACAUAUGCUUGAUUGUGCUGGUGAUCUGCCGACAGUGCGAAGAAAAUGCCGGUAUCGACCGUUUGGUGUACGAAAGCGAAAGACUAGACUUCCUGAUGGUAGAAUAUGCAAAAAAAUACGUAAAAAUAUACACCGACAGGACAUACAUAGCAUUCGUAGACAAAGCGACAGACCAAGACCAAAGAUAAGAUCUGAAGUUGGUGAUGCUGAAACAAUCAGAAAAAUGUUAGCCGACUUACCUGCUAAGCGCCAUCGUGUUAUGGUGAAUACUCUAAAUCCAAUGUUACGGUCAGCAACUAAAAUAAAACAAAGAAACAAACUUGUGCUAAAACAACGAAAAGUUGAAGAAACAAAAACUACGAAUUACGAUCCAGGGAGUGCAUCACACGAAGAUGUGAAAAUAGUAAAUCAUACUAUGCAUGGAAUCAAAGAGCAAGAUAAAAACAGAAACUUCAAAACUAUGACACGAGUAAGGAGAAGAAUAUCCAAUUGUAAAGAUAUACUAACAAAACAUAAUCCUAACAGAUUACGAUCACGAAAGCUUGCUAGGUCAAAGGAAAUAUUGGAAAGUGUAUCACCUACAGAAAUCAAAGACGAUGAUCAACCAGCAAGUGUAAUUGUAUCUUCGAAUCAGUUUAAAAUCGAUCAGUUAGUUACAGAGGCUUCCUCCAGUAGGGUGAAUGUUAAUUCUGGCCCAAACAAUACAAGGGAGCAGUCAAACAGAUCCAAUGACAAUGGUUCCAAUAAUCGCGACAAUCAAAACCCAGAACAAAAUGAUAACAAUGGUAAUAAUCGCGAGCAAGGUGCGCCUAAUCAAAACAUACCAUUAAAACAUUCAAUUGCUAGACUAACGGCUGAUACAGAAACCCAGGAUAAAGCUGUACAAUUCCAUCAUCUGUUUUUAGUACAACAAGAGUGUAAUAACGUUACUCAACAUGAUCCAUCAGGCCAGCCAGUUCUAUUUGAGAAAAAGGCAGUAGCAACGAAACUAGACAAACCACCUUUGAGUGUCGAUACCAAGGAAGAUAAAAUGGAAAAACAUAACAAUAAAAACAAUAAACUAAAUAAUAAAUCACGUAAGGGCUUAAAUGAUUGCAUUGCCAUGCUAAAAAAUAAACUCGUUGAACCCUUAAAAUCUCCUGAAGUAUCUAUUCAGUGUGAAAUUGAAAAAUAUGAAAUGGAAUCAAUUUCUAAACAAAUGCCAGACUUAAGCGUGAAACAAAUAGACAAAACAAGUCAGUGUCUGGAUAAUACCAAGAAAUCUCCAUUGAAAUCUGUUAGUCCAAGUCUAAACAAAAAUAUCACCAAAGAUUCCAUGGUGACUGUAAUACCAAAUAAAAAAUUGGUGAGGAUUGAAAAUUCACAAGAACAAAAAAUAAAUACACCUAAGUUAACAGUGCAGCAAAUAACUGAAUCAUCAAAAUGCUCUUCAGUGGUUGACAAUAAGAAGCAAUUUAAAAAUGAUUUAACUGGGACAAAAUUGAGGAAUAAGAAGAAUAAAGUUUUGACAGCUGAUCAUGUUUCAGAUUUAAAUAAAAAUAACAUUACUUUGGCAAAGAUACAGAUACAUUCAGAUAAUAACAAUGUAUGUAAUGAUAUACAUAAUAAAUCACGGUAUAGAAACGACGCAAAUAAAGUAUAUUGCAGCCAGUUAAAUAUUAAAGAUCACCCAAAAAAAAUUAUUCCACCACAGCCAAGAGUUAUCUCUAAAGUUCAUGAAAAACAAGAAUUAAUAUUGAAUAGUAGUAGGUCUCAAGUCAUCACCACAACGAAAGUUUCUGAAAGUCUUCUAUUGGUUUCCCAUUCUAAACCUACACACAUUGAAAAUGAACAAAUAAGAAGGCAAAAUAUUUAUUCCGCUAGUGAACUUCCCCUCCAAGGUGGUAGUAUUGUAGAACCCAGUCUAACUCCUCUGGACUUAUCCGAAAAACCUUAUAUAAACCACGUUAUUGCCCAUUGUUCCUCGCAAAUGCUUGAUACAAUAACACCUAUUGCAAAUAACACUAUCACUAAUACCCUUGAGACAUUAGACUUGUCACAGAAAGGGUUUUACAAAGGACAAGACUAUGGAAUACCAUACACUGAAGAAGUUGUAGAUCUUAGUGUAAAAGUUGUAAAACCACUGAAUAUUCCCUCUAGCUCCGCAGCUCCAGAAAACACAAACUGUGAUAGCUCUGACUUUGCAACAGAUCUAUCACUGAAACAUGGCGAUGAAAAUUGCCUCCCAACUGAUUUGUCACUAAAAGGAAAAUUUGUUUCGAACUGUAGCUAUAGAUCACAAAAUAGGAGUGAAACACAGCACAUAGAUGUGGUGAAUUCAGGUCCUCCUAGUGUGUGUCUGAACUUGACUGCUAAGUCGACAGAUGAAGACAUUCCUACUGAUUUGUCAAAACGGGCUAUUUCAAAAGUGGUUGAUUCACACUGUGUCUCAUCAAGUUAUAAGACGCCAUAUACAAAUGCAUCAAUGAGCAAUGUUACAGUUAAUUUAAAUACUCCAGAUCAUACAAAUGGACAAUGUUUUUAUAAGCAACAAGUUAGCAAUAAAUUGCAAGCUCUGUUAUCUUACAAAUCAAAUGAAUCAACCACUAUAAAUGACUUGAUUUCUAAUAAAAUAAAUCAACCAAAACCUGCAUCAGUAGAACCUCGGUAUGAUAAUGUGUAUGGUGCAAUCCAACAGAAAAGAAAUACAUAUUUAAAUGAAGAAUUAAGAUCUGAAAUUGGUUUAACAAUGGGGUUAUCUAAACCAAAUUCUUCAACAUAUACAGACCAAAAUCAAUAUGAAUCAAACCAACAGAUGCAUUUUUAUAACACUUCAAAAACAAUUGGUGAAGUGAACAUGCAGAAUAAUACUGUAAUUCAUGAUCUCAAAAAAACACAAGCAAUUGUUACAACCCCUUUGCAGCAAAGUAAACCAUCUCCAGCUGAUUAUUCAGUGACUAAAAAGAGAAUGGAAAGAUCUGUUUCUGUAAUUAAACAAGACACUUCAAAACUUGUGUGCACUGUCAAAAAUAAAUGCAGUCCCGUUUCAAAAGAAAGUUCUCAUUCAACAAAUAUAACGAAUGCCUUUUUGAGCUCAGCUAAUUUAACCAAUUGUAAUUUAAGUUCAGUCUAUACAUCAGCAGGAACAUCUAAAACUGGAACAUGUAAUUUUAUGCCAUACACACAAAAAGUACAUAAUUCUGCAACAAAUGCACGAAGAGAUAUUAUAGUCUUAGAAGAAAGGCAAUCUCAUGUCCCGUUAAGUACAAAUAAAUUAGCAGAAGUGGAAAGAGAUGAUAUUGUAAAAAUAAAAAAUAUUUGUAAUGAUCAUGAUGCUGAAACAGCUAAAAAGAUUGCAAUGUUACCUCAGGAAAUUGUUGAUAUAUUAGGAAACGUGCCUAAAGUCCAAUUUAACCAGUUAUUAAAUGUAUUACCAAACUACGUAUCAACAUCGACAACCUUAUCCUCUCCGAAAAAUCUGAAAGAAAAAGAUCAGAAUGGACCAGGUGUUGAUAUGUCUGACUACCCAAAACACUUACCUAAACAGACAUUGGAAUGCAACAAAACUCUAUUUGAUGGUGAAGAAAUUAUUAAGCCACCAGUUGAUGAUUAUAUGAAAUCAAGCCAACUCCUACAUGAAGGACGUACUCAUAGUGUUAAUAUUAGUAUUCCGACUAAAGAAAAUAUAGUUUCUGAUGUGACAAAAAUUACAAAACAUACUUCUUUGGACGGUACUAGUUUCUCUAGUGAUAUAAUUGAUUUGACUGAUGACUGUGUGGAUAUAUCAACAAAUCUGAAUUCAAUUGCUGUCUCUUCUAGUAACGAACAUAAAUUAACAAUUUCAAAACCUACUAGCCAGAAGACCAUUAAUGAAAAAACAGCCAGUCUUCGUGCGGUGCGCAUUAAAACACCAUCUGAACGUCAUAAAGAAAUUAUGAAGACAGAAAUAAAUAUUAAUAAAACUUUUCAAGAAAACAAUAAUGAUAUAAAACUUUUAAAUCUAGACAACCAAAGCAACCAAGCUAAAAAAGAGGAAGAAUGUGUUAACACUUCUAUUAUUGAAUCUCUAGCUGUCCCUGAAACUGACAAAGAAAAAUCUCGAGUCAAUCAAGAUAUAAAGAAAAAUACUGAUAUUGUAGCUAAAACAUCAAGCAAUCUUCAAAUAGAUCCUAUAACUACUCUCAGUACAUCAGCUGCUGUUGUGAAAAGCAGGGAAAACAAUGAUUACAAAACUUGUGAUGAGGAUCGACUUAUUUUGAAACCGUCGUCUUCUUUAUCUGGCCUUGUUUCUAAAGAUAAUAAUGAAGAUGAAGAUUCAGAAGAUGAUGUAUCUCUUGCCAUUAUUGUAAAGCAAAAACAAAGCGAUGAAAUAAAAACAAUUAAUAUAGUUAAUAAUAAUAACAUACAAGUUAAUGACCUGGUUGAUGAUAAUAAUGAAAAAAAUGAUAUGGUCGUACGAAAUAGUUCAAAAUCAAAUGUCAAAGAAACAGCUGACGCUGACAAUCUAUUACCUCAGAGUGUUUCAACUUUGACUGAAAAUAUUUCGAAGGAGAGCUUAUUCUCUAUUGAAGAUGGUGAUCCUAAAAAGUUGUCUUCUCAACAAAACCGCAACAAAAUGAUUAAGCAACAAAACAUAAGUCAUCGUAAUAAGAUUGUUGGUCCUAUUGAGCACAUGUCUGAAUUCGAAAAUGCUUCCAAAUAUAUUAAAGGCUGUUCUAUAGAAUUGCAGAGUGAACCAGAUAAACUGCAAAUCCAUAAUAUUGUAUCAAAUGAGGGCAUUAUCAGUAAGCAUGCGGUUGAUGAAAAUGAUUACAAUAGAGUUGAAAAGGCACAGUCAAAAAGCAACUUCAAAGUUAUCAACAACAAACAAGGCUGUGAUACUGUAAAUAAUGAACCAGAUAAACAGCACGCCUGUAAUACGGUAUCAAAUGAAGGUAUUAUCAUCAAGCAUGCAGUUGAUGUAAAUGAUUACAAUAUAGUUGAAAAGGACACAGUUCGCAACUACAAAGUUAAAGAAGGCCAGAGCCUUCUUAAGAAUGCAGUAAAAAAUGAUAAACAAGAAUGUAUAGGAAAAACAUACGAUAAAAUAGAAGCUGAAAUGAAACGUGACAAGUUUAACUCAAAACACGAAAACAGUGAAAACAUUAGUUCUGGUGCCGAUUUGUCAAUUGAAACAAAGAUGAAAAUCAACAUAAAUGAGACAAUUCCACAAUAUGCAAAAAACAUUGAAAAUGAAAUGAAUACUAAAAACUUAACUGUUGAAGUUGAAAAACCUGUAGCGUCAGAUAAUGUACAAGCGACCACAAGCAGUGAUUCGCAUUUUAAUCAAAAUAACAUGACUUCACAUGGGCAAAAUACCAAAGUAAUGCCACUUCGGCGAAGCCGCCGUGGUAAAUCUCUAUUUGUAGACAGCAGUGAAGUUAGUGCUGAUAUAAACAUUAAACUAGAUAAUGUGGAACGAACUCCCUUUACAAAAAAACAACUCAUAUUUUCAAAGCUGCUUUUAGAUGGCGAGACAAAGGAAACUAAACAACCAACAAAUGAUAUCGUUGCUGAAAUUACCAAUAGCCUAGAUAAUAAAAAUGAUAUUAUAUCAGGCGCAGAAAAAAGCAUUGCAGGAAAUAUAGAGGAAUAUCAAACACUCUCUAAAAAAUCACGCAAACGUAAGCAAUCUCCACAAAUUAUAAAGGAUGGUAAAAGAAAUAAAUCAGAUAGAAAACAAGUACCCGCGGAAUCCAUUAACAGUUCAAGCAUAACAAGUUCAGCUGUCAACGAAAAAGAGUCCACAGAACUUGUUGAAAGAGUGACAGAAAAUGUUGUGUAUGAAGUUCAAUGUAAACGUAUAAAUGAAGACCACGGAUUUCUAGAUAAAAGUAAUGAAUUUAAUGAACAGAGCAGUAAAAAGCUUAAAAACAUUAAUGAAUGUAAUGAACACCUUAAAGAGUUGGUAAAAGUGGACAAAUCUGUAGAAACUGAUUGCUUGGAAAAUGAUGCUAUAUUAUACAAAACUAAAACUAAAAAUACAGAUAGUGACAGUAAUCUCAAAAUCUGUCAACAAAACGACUCAGACAUCUCGACAUUGAGUGAGAAACGGAAGUCUAGUAACAAAAAUUAUAAGCACUUGUAUAAUAAUGAUGAAAAAAAUACAAUAUCUACAGCAGAUAAUCCCGAAAAGGUUGGAAGCAGUGAGUGCGAAGAAAUCAGCAGAUGUAGUAAAAUGCACAAUAAUAAUAAAAAUAAACAUGUUGUAUUAGAAGAGGAAAAUAUAAGUGAGGUUCUGACCCCUACACAAAACGAAUGCAAAAUAAGCACUGAAGUAGAAAAAAAUGUCCAUAACGUACAAUUUUGCGAACGUAUUCCACCCAAGAAUCUUACUUGUUAUAAUAAACCUGCGAUGCGCAAGGGUAGAUCCAAAUCGGUAUUUAUAAAGUCAUCAGAAUUCUAUGAUCCCUAUGAUAUUAAUUUAGAAGAUAUGGCAGAAAGUACAGUGCCAAGUAUGAAAAAAGGAUUUUCUAAAAAUUUUGGCACGAAAAAAGGUAAAAAAAAAUCUACUUCUGAGAAUGACAAUAUUCCGUCAACAAGCAAAUUAACGAAAUGCAACGACAAGAAAAUAAAUAUUAACAACCAAAGCUUACAAGUUGAAACUAUUAUCGAUACUAAAGGUACUAUUAGUGAUUCUGAUGACUCAUCAAAAAGUGACAUUCCAUUGAAAAAAAUUGUUGAGGAAAAGCAAAGAAAAUGCACUUCUAAAGAAAAUCAAGAUAAUAUUAAGAAAAAGGAUUAUGAUGUAAAGAAAAAACGCAAGGAUACCUUAUGCACCAAUUUAGAAAGAAAACGGAAUUCAUUAUUAGAAGAAAAUGAACGGUUACGAUCAGAAAAAUUUAUGGAGAGUUUUGGAUUUUUUUCGGAAAGAAAACCCCGAAAAUCAAAUUUGCUUGCAUCAAAGAAGAUAUCUGAAACCUUUCAUAACAUUGCAAGUGACAAUGAUGAGGGACAUUGUUCGCAGAAGAAUAAAUAUUUGAAAAAGUCAAUGCAGAAUGGCAGCAGUAGUAUGGCUGCAGGUAGAAAAGAUUUAAAACGUGGGAAACAAAAGAAAAAAUCCCCGGUAAUGUUGACAACUUACUGUGAAGAAUGUAGGAAAGACUUUGGUAGACCUGAUAAUUUUCUAAGACAUCAGAUGUUACUAGCACAUGCUCUAAAAAUAUCCGAACUUGAUUUAAACUUUAAAAUGAUGAUGACUCCUGAGUCUGUGCCAAACUUUUUGAUUGCCGUAAAACAACAAAUGCAAAUAUUAAAAAAAAUACAACGUAAAAUAAAAAAGAAAAAGAAAUAUUGCAAAAAUCUUGAGAGAAUACCGGUGCCAUCAUUAUAUAAAAUUAUCGUUGAUAUUACACAAAAAAUUAGACAAAGCCAACUAGCGCCAAGAGAGCUAAGUAGAGAUGAAGCUCUUUUUCUCGAUUGCUGUGAGCUUUUGAAUGGCAGCCAUAAAGAAGAUGGACAAAUAGCUGAUAGGUCAUCUGCUGUGAAUAGACAUUGUGUUGGAUCUGACCCUCAUUGCUGUUCAUGUAAUAAAAUAACAGCCGACUGUUUAGAUUUGUUUGAAAAACAAGUAAAUGAUUGCCUUCAAGGUAAAUUAGAUGAUGCUGACCUAGACUCCAUUGCAGCUCAAAAUAUUAUGGAAAGCGAGGAAGUGCGUAAUUUAGAGAACGACUUGAUUUCCGGUUUGAAAGAGGCAGCAUGUGCAAAUUAUCCAGGAACUAAAAUGGACUUUAGUAAAGCUUUAGAUUUAAAAUCGACUCAAAAUCAAUAUAACGUUGUUUACUCAAAAGAUAAAAUUAAUAAUCCUGAAUUUACUACUUCAUCAAUGAAAGUCCAUGAGGUAAAAGAAAAAAUGUAUCCGGAUGUUAUUGAAGACAUUGACAUGUUUGAAGAUAAAUUUGAUAAGAUCAAACGAAAGUGUAGAUCACAAGCUGCUGCAGUGAAACAGAAUCAGUAUGUAGCAGAUGUACCAAUAAGUUGCAAAAGCAAAAAGAAGUCUGAAAAGAGAAAAGGAAAGAAACAUUUAAAGAAAAGUUUACAAAUGCCAGUUCCUACAAAAGGAGCUCUCAAAGGUUACGAUGGUGUUAGAGUGUCUAUAUCGACGACGAAUAUAAAUAUAUCGUCUAUUAUACCCCCGAUUAUUACGAGUAAGAAGAAAAAGAAAAGAAGCAAUUCAAAACGUAAAAGGGAUAGAAAAUUAUCCCAAGCUAAAUAUGAUUUGGAUUCAAAGAAUAUUAAGAAUACAUCUCAGAAGAAAUUAGAUGUUUACGAAUUUAUGGAUAAUGAAGAUGUUGAAUUAUUUGAACUAAGACCAUCAACAUUAAUGGAACGAUUCAAAAAUAUUAGUAAAGAUAAGAAAAUUACAUCCAAAAGUGAAAUUCCUGUCGAGGAACCAGAGGAAUCCAGUGAAAGUGUAUCAGAUGGAGAUGAUUUCGUUUAUAUGUCUGACGACUAUGUGUGCAGUGAUGCCGAAACUGAAAAUAGCUUGAUGUCCUGUGAAUUAUCUAGUGCAAAACUAACGAAUGACACGAAAAAAACAAUUCCUUUUGUAAGACGAAAAGAAACAACUGAGAAGAAUGCGGUAAUGGGAAAAAUAUUUAAAAACAAUGCUGUUCGCAGUGAGAAAAGAGUUAGCAUAACAAAAGAAUCAGUUAAACCAAAAGCAAACCUAGAUCAACUGUUUGAUAGUCUCUUAGAGGAUGAGCCUAACUCUUCAACUCUUGCUAAUUGUUCACUUUCGCCGAAGAGUCAUAAUGAUGACCACAUCGUAAUAAGAAAACCAGAGGAUGACAUUAAAAAGCAAAGUGAUAUAGUGGAAACUUAUGACAAAGAAUACCUUGACAGAUCUAAAACAAAAAAGGACAGAAGCCCCUCACCAAUUCCCCUGCCCAUGACAGUGUAUAAAUCAAAAACAGGAACAUCUGUGAGCCCUAUGAGAAAAUUAAGCAUUUCACAUGAUGAAAGUGAUUAUUCUUCCCAUGCAGAACAUCGAAAACAUGCCAAUAAAAAGAAAAGUGACCACAACACAUCUAAAAGCAAAGAAGCAUUAAAUCAUUGUCAUUAUGAUUUAAAUAAAGAUCUCACAGCUAGAAGAAAGAGCAAGAAAUCCAAGCACAUCACCAUUUAUAAACAAACUAAUCUUGAACAUAAAUCAAAAAAGAAAUCAAAAGAGGAUUUAUCAUCAAAUUCAAACGAAAGUGAUUCUUCUGUUAAUAGAGAUGAUUCAUUGCUUGAUAAUAAUAAUUAUGAUGGGAUAUUUAUUAAACCGAAAUCUAGAGAAAAAGUUUUGUUGAAUCCACAUUUCAAAGACGAUAUUAAAUCAUCAUUCUGUAACAAAAAUAAGCAAAAAACGCAAUAUUUAAAAGAGAAAUAUCCAGAAGAAGGAAGUUUACCAAUACAUAAUAGUGAUGAUGGCAGUGCUAUUUCUACAACACCCUUAAAAAUUUCGAAAAACCACCACAAAUCUAGUAUCACUAAAGAUAGUGAUGAUAUUUUGAGUCAUCGAAAACGUAAAUCUUGUGAGGGAGAUUCUGUGAGGAUGGUCAAUAAACUAUCAAAGAAAGAUAUCAUAAAUGAUGAGAUAACCUCAGAUGAUGCAGAUAAACACAACAAACAUAAACUAAAAUCAUCAGAUGAGCCACAUGACUUUUAUUCGCGUAAGAGAAUGUCAAGAGAAUAUGAAUUUAAAUCAGAGGAUUCUUUAUUUGAUGAUGAUGAUGAAGAGCUUUAUACGAAACAUAAAAUGAAGGGAAACAAGAGUGGUUUUGAUUUGCUUUAUGAGGAUACUUACAAAAGAAAUAAAACAAAAGAAUCUAGGUCAAAGAUGCAGAGUAGUUACGAUGACUCGUUGCUUAAAGAAAGUUCUUUAUCACCCAAUGAAAGAGACUUUACUGUUAGAAAGCGAGACUUGAGAGAUAAGGAAUCAAGUGAAAAGAUAUUGUUGGACGAGGGUAUUGUGUACCGCAAGCCAAAAUCAAAAGAUGAUUUGAGAAGAAGUGAUGAAAUAAAACAAACUGGUUUUGAAUUUAAAGAAAGUAUGUUUGAUUCGACUGUCGAUGCUGGAGUCGCGACGCAACGAGCUCGAAGAAACUGUACACUAGGCAAACAGAACAUUUUAGCCGAGACUUGGAGCUCAGAAUCCGAACCAGACGGUAUUCCGCCACGACCGAGCAGUGCUGAAUCUACAUUCAUUGGACUAGGCAGAAAGAAGAAAGGUAGAAAAAAAGAUGGCUCCCACCGUAAAGGCAGUCGCCAGAAUUCAACAAAACGUAAUGAAACAGACAGCAGAAGUUAUCAUAGUCGUAGUGAGGGCAUCGUCCCCAUGACUAGGCCCAGUGCCAUAAGUGUGAAGCCAAAACCACGAGCGACCUCAAAUUACUGGUCUGAUGAUGAACAAGAACGUGUCGAGCAGCACGGCUGGAUCGUUGGCGAUAGUCAUAAGAAAUUAGUUACGAUGUUAGCUCACGCUAAGGGUAAGAGGAAUCAUGACGACAGACGUCAUUUCGUUGAUUAAGAUAGUCUUUAUAUAAUUGAAUCCAAUCCAAUUAAAUUGUAUAUAAGCUGUAAAUACAAAUUUAUUUCAUUACAAAGUGUCGGUUUUAUGACAUUUCGACCAGAUUUCUUAUGGUUCAAAUUUUAUAUUAUUUUAUAUAGUUUUGUAUAUAAUGUGUAUGAAUUAAUGAAUUGAUUUAUAUGAUUAUUUAGUUAAAAUUAUUAUGAGCCCAUGUGUUGUGAGGACUGGAUUUAUUUUAUGACAAUGCAUACACUGUCGCAGAAAAUUAGAUUUAUUAAUAUUUGAGUGUAAAAUUAUUGUUUUUAUUAUAUUAAUAUAUGUAUACUAUAUCUAAUUAUAUAAUAAUAUUAUGUAAUAGCCAGAGAUGUGAAUGUGCAUAAUCAAGUUAUUAGUAUGAGCUUCAUUGAAAUAUUGUUAACACCAAGAAGUUAGAAUGAAAAUUUUGCAGUUUCUUUUAACUAUUGUACAAAAUUAUUUUAUUCUAUUUUUGCAGCAAGUUCAAAAUUAAACUUGUGAUGAUUACUUGAUUCUGUAAUAUUUAACAUGCAUUUGUGCACUGUUGGAUGUUGUGUGUGUAUAUAAAAUAUUAAUAUAAAUUCUCAUUCAAGCAUAAUAGACUAAAAGAUUUUUACAACUAUUUGACAAAAUAUAUCUACUUUAGUAAGUUAAAUAUUAACAAUAUACAAACAAGUGAUUGCCAAUCUUUUUUGUUUUAUAAUUGAUGAUAAACAUUGUCUUUUAUGUUCGGUUUUGUUUGGAAGGGGCUGAUAUCUCGGAGUCUGCUUGUCCUGUCUGUCUACUUGUGUUACUUGAUUUGUUAACUAUUUUUAAACAUAAGAUAUUUUUUUGCUUAGUCAGUUUACAUGUGAAUUCACAAGAUUUAGUUGUUGUUAAAAUAUCUAGUCCAGCGUGUAAAAGUUAAACCAACUAUCAGCCUCGUUACUAAACGUAUUUGUGCAUUAGGAAUGUGACAUUCUGACUACUGAUUUAUCGAAAUUGAAAAAAAUUCAAUUAUCUUCGAUACCACGUGCAAUCAUAGACCGUUUUUGAGUAGGGAAUCUAAUAUGUUGCUAAUAAUUUAGCGUAUAACGUAAUCAUUUAUUAUUCGUAAUGUAGUAUAUUGAAAUAUGUGUUAGAAGAAUGGUAACAACUUCGAGAUUUAUGCAUAAAUAUAAUCAUUCUCGAGAGACGAUUGACGUAAGAGUAGUGAAACUUAUAUUCAUAUCAUUGAUCGUAAUUUCUGCGUGUUUCAAUGCUGAAUACCUACACGUACAUAUGUACUUCAUACAUAUGCACCUGUAUUGUAAAUGUUCUUAAAGUUAAUUUUGACACCUUAUCAUUGUACUACAUUUAGAUGAACCCUUGUAUGUCCACAAACAGAAUCCCUGAAUACCCUUUGUCGUCGCUAUAUUUACAUACUUUGCUGUCUUACUAUAUGUAUUUGAGUGUCAAGGUAUAAAUCAGUGUUUACUUCUAAGAUGAAUAAUUAUGGCUAUAUACUUUUUAAAUAUAUGUGGUAUCUAGAG
This is a messenger RNA of Leptidea sinapis, 14459 nucleotides long. RefSeq lists its product as uncharacterized. The transcript has 6 exons. Gene Ontology annotation, molecular function: DNA-binding transcription factor activity; RNA polymerase II cis-regulatory region sequence-specific DNA binding. Bases 616 to 12933 code for a protein of 4105 amino acids. The record is from RefSeq and is a predicted model, not a curated record. Lineage: Eukaryota; Metazoa; Arthropoda; Insecta; Lepidoptera; Pieridae. Gene Ontology annotation, biological process: regulation of transcription by RNA polymerase II.